Messenger RNA from Rosa rugosa (rugosa rose), 760 nucleotides. RefSeq names its product beta-amyrin synthase-like. NCBI's taxonomy places the organism in Eukaryota, Viridiplantae, Streptophyta, Magnoliopsida, Rosales, Rosaceae. Gene Ontology annotation, biological process: triterpenoid biosynthetic process. Gene Ontology annotation, molecular function: beta-amyrin synthase activity. Gene Ontology annotation, cellular component: lipid droplet. The record is from RefSeq and is a predicted model, not a curated record. The coding region runs from base 141 to 389 and encodes 82 amino acids. The transcript is spliced from 3 exons.
UGUUUUCUGGCAUCUGUUUGCCUCUUUCCAUUUCGAUCUGCAACUGUAUAAAGAUUAAAGAAUCUAAUCUUUAGUGUAUAUUUCGGGUACUUCAGAAUGACGAUGGUGGCUGGGGACUACACAUCGAAGGUCACAGCACCAUGUUCAGCACAGCUCUCAGCUAUAUUUGUAUGCGUAUUCUCGGAGAAGGACCUGAUGAUGGGGGCCAAGACAAUGCUUGUCCAAGAGCUAGAAAGUGGAUUCUUGAUCAUGAUGGUGUCACACACAUGCCCUCUUGGGGAAAGACUUGGCUUUCGAUACUUGGUUUGUUUGAUUGGUCUGGAAGCAACCCUAUGCCCCCAGAGUUUUGGAUUCUUCCUUCAUUUCUUCCUAUGCAUCCAGUUGUGUAGAUACUUUUCACGAAGAGAAGAGCAAACGUGAAAGAAGAAAAGAAAACAAAGCUUUGACUAUGGAAUUGUUGGCUGUGGCAUAUUCGUCCUUUGCAGCCAAAAUGGAGGAGAUUAUAUAUAGGUUGGUCAUGCUGGAAUUUUUAGCCACACAGAAGUAUUCUCUUGCAUCUAAUUCAACUUACAAUGUGGAAGAGGCUGGUGAUCUGUAAGGCAGAAAUGGAGGAAUGUAUAGAUUUGAUAAUGGAAGAAUUAGAGAGUUUGUAAGAGUUAGUGAAAAAGUUUGUGAACCAGCUUUUAUGAUAUGUAAAACGAUAGCAUAUUCGGCAAACAUUAUAAGAUUAUGAUUACUACUCUUAUCGCCUAAACCCGCA